Molecule: messenger RNA, 2715 nt
Organism: Prunus avium (sweet cherry)
Lineage: Eukaryota; Viridiplantae; Streptophyta; Magnoliopsida; Rosales; Rosaceae
Source: RefSeq, a predicted model, not a curated record
AUGGCUGAAUUAACUAUCGGCACAGAUGCAACACAAACCAACAUCACCACGGACCAGGCUGCUCUUCUUGCUCUGAGAUCCCAUAUCACCAGUGACCCUCACAACAUCUUGGUCAACUGGUCAACCACCACCUCCGUCUGCAACUGGGUUGGCGUUACUUGUGGUGCUCGCCAUCUCAGAGUAGCAUCAUUGAAUCUCUCAUACAUGGGUUUUAUUGGCACCAUUCCACCACACUUAGGCAACCUCUCAUUCCUUGUUGCACUAAGCUUCAAAAAUAACAGCUUCCAUGGUUCCAUACCCGCGACUAUCUUCAACUUAUCUACACUACAAGUAAUUGAUCUAAGCAUUAACCAACUAUCAGGUGGGAUACCAAGACAAUUAGGGAACUUAACAAUGUUGAAGGAGAUAUACUUGGACAGCAACAAUUUCAAAGGCAGUAUCCCAUCCUCAAUCUUCAAUAUGUCCAAGAUAACAGUACUGACUCUUGGUAUGAAUCAGCUAUCUGGUAGCCUCCCUGCAAACAUAGGCCUUGGGCUUCCAAACAUACAACGUCUUUAUACACAAGCAAAUGACCUCAGCGGAGUAAUCCCCAACUUCUCCAAUGCUUCUAUGCUCACGCACCUACAAUUGCACCUAAACUCAUUUACAGGGUUUAUUCCAAGCACGCUCUGUGCCUUAACAAACCUUGAGUGCCUUAACUUAUACAUGAAUAAUUUGACGAUUGAGACUUCCACUCUCUCUUGUUUGGCUAAUCAUGGAAAUUUGAAAAGACUACUCUUGGCAGCUAAUCCGUUAAAUGCUAGACUUGAUGAUUCCUUUCGGAAUUGCUCUAUAUCGUCGCUUCAACAUAUUGAUUUAAGAGGUUGCAGCAUGAAGGGUAACAUUCCCAUUGAUAUUGGCAACUCGAGCAGCUUGAUAGACUUAAACCUGGGAUACAAUCAAUUGACCGGAUCAAUUCCAACUUCUGUGGAAAGACUAAGAAAUCUCCAAGGUUUGUAUUUGAAUGACAACAAGUUGGAAGGAUAUAUCCCAUAUGAACUUUGUCAACUAGACAACCUAGGUUACUUAUAUCUGGGUGGAAAUCAACUUACUGGUUCUAUACCUUCCUGCUUGGGCAGUCUAGCCGGAUCUCUCAGAACUCUAUCACUGGAGUCCAAUUUGUUGAGUUCCACAAUACCAUCUACUCUCUGGAGACUGGCCUAUAUCUUGCAUGUAAACUUAUCAUCCAAUUCUCUAAUUGGACCUCUCUCACAAGAUAUUGGAAACUUGAAAGUUGUCCUAGAGGUAGAUUUAUCAAAUAACCAUUUAUCCGGUGUUAUACCAAGCACCAUUGGGGGGCUUUUGGAUUUGAAUAUUCUGUCCUUGGCAAAUAAUAAUUUGGAAGGCCCUAUUCCAAGUAAAUUUAACCACUUGCUAAGCCUGGAACUGUUAGAUUUAUCCAGAAACAGUCUGUCUGGAGUGAUUCCGAGUUCUUUAGAAGCUCUCUUACAUAUGAAGUAUCUGGAUUUGUCUUUCAACAGGCUCCAAGGACAAAUUCCAACAGGUGGACCCUUCCAAAACUUCCCGGCUCAAUCAUUUGUCUCGAACAGGGCACUAUGUGGUGCACCCCGACUCCAUGUUCCACCAUGCAAAAAUGGUACACUUGAACCAAAUUGGAGGAAAGCUAAAUAUAUCAUCCCAGGGAUCAUAUCAGUUAUUCUCCUUGUGGCCUCCGUAUCUAUCUUUGUACUAUGCAGGAAAAGGAAUGUGGAAGUUGCAAGAGAGGCUAACUCGUUGCCUCAACUUCUGUGGAGAAGAAUUUCACACCUAGAUCUUCUAAGGGCAACAAAUGGACUUAACAAAAACAACUUACUUGGAAGUGGGGGAUUUGGCUCAGUAUAUAAAGGGACACUUUCAGAUGGAACAAAUGUUGCAGUAAAGGUUUUCAGUUUACAGCUAGAAGGGGCUUUCAAGAGUUUUGAUAGGGAAUGUGAAAUUCUAAGCAAUAUUCGUCAUCGAAACCUUAUCAAAAUCAUCAGUUGUUGCAGUGAACUUGAUUUCAAAGCCUUAGUAUUGAAUUACAUGCCAAAUGGGAGCCUCGAGAAGUGGUUGUAUUCAGAAAACCAUUCUUUGAAUAUGUUACAAAGGAUGAACAUCAUGAUAGACGUUGCGUCGGCAUUGGAGUACCUACACCAUGGUAAUUCAGUACCUAUCGUUCAUUGUGAUAUGAAGCCCAGCAAUAUACUUCUAGAUGAUGUUAUGGUUGCACAUGUUGCUGAUUUUGGCAUUGCUAAACUCGUGAGUGUAGGAGAGUCUACAACCCAGACCAUGACUCUAGCCACAAUUGGGUACAUGGCUCCAGAGUAUGGAACGGAAGGAAUAAUCUCAACAAGAGGGGAUGUAUACAGUUUUGGUAUUGUACUGAUGGAAACAUUUACAAGAAGGAAGCCAACAGAUGAGAUGUUCUCUGGGAAAAUGAGUUUAAAGCAAUGGAUUGCAAAUUCACUACUAUUACCAGAUGCAAUAAUAGAUGAAGUUGUGGAUGCCAAUUUACUUGGGAAGACCAAGCAGGAGCAUGAUGUUGAGACCUGGAGGGAUUGCUUAUCAUCCAUCAUUAGAUUAGCUCUCGCUUGUUCUGCAGAAUCACCGGCACAGAGGAUUAAUAUGCAAGAAUCUGUAGCCACACUCAAUAAAAUCAAGAAUAAGCUUUUGAAGGACAAUGGAGGUGUCCAGUAG